Messenger RNA from Paralichthys olivaceus (Japanese flounder), 1105 nucleotides. The record is from RefSeq and is a predicted model, not a curated record. Lineage: Eukaryota; Metazoa; Chordata; Actinopteri; Pleuronectiformes; Paralichthyidae.
UGUAACCCUCUUUCUUCCUCUUCCUCAGACAGGGGGAAGCACCCUCGGAGCCUGAAGAGGAAGGCGUCCCCGGAGCCGGACGGUGAAGGCGGCGCCCUGAAGAUGAACGGUGGCGAGCUGUGGCUCCCGGCGCACUCUGAGGUCCUGAAGAUGCCCCUGGUCGCUCUGCCAGGGUUCUCAUCUGCUCCCCCCUCCACCAUCUCCCCCAACUCCCGCACCACACCCCCUGAGGCUGCCACAGCCCAGAACGGUCAGUCCCCCAUGGCGGCGCUCAUCCUCGCCACUGACAAUGCUGGAGGCACAGGCUCACCCAAGGAUGCCAAUCAGGUACACUCCACUACGUCGGGCGUACGGCGGAACAGCGGUAGCCCCCUGUCGCCGUCCUCUGCCUCUCAGAGGAGACUGGCCCAGAGGGAGGGGCCUCUGAACGCCAACCCCUCUGCUCCACACACUCCUGGUAGCAUGGAGCCCCACGCGCUGGCUCCGCAGAGCAUUCCGGACUCUUCAGUGGUGCCCGGCAGCGUGGCGCUGUGCUGCACCCUGUGCCAUGAGCGGCUGGAGGACACCCACUUUGUCCAGUGCCCGUCGGUGCCCUCGCACAAGUUCUGCUUCCCCUGCUCCCGGGAGAGCAUCAAGCAGCAGGGCGCCACCGGCGAGGUGUACUGCCCCAGCGGCGAGCGUUGCCCGCUGGUCGGCUCCAAUGUACCCUGGGCCUUUAUGCAGGGGGAAAUAGCCACCAUCUUGGCCGGGGACAUAAAGGUAAAGAAGGAGAGGGACCCGUAAAAUGUGCACCGGCUGAUUCCCUUGAACUUUUCCCUUUUUAUAAUCUGACUACGGCAACAACAGCAGGACACAAACACUCGAGUGUCAGUCCUCCGCAGACGGACGUGUACAUAUCGGACAAAGGGAAGCGUGUACUUCGUAAACAUGGCUGUAUCAUUUUUAGAUUUUUCUUUUUCAGUACGUUUUGUUUCUAUAGAAGAUGAAGGUAUGUACUCGUCCUAACACUCGACCAUCACACGUGUUCAGUCUGUAUUUACAUCCGGAGACAGCGGAACAUGUAGAAUGUGACGAGCAAAAAUAAAUAAAAAAGAAAGAAACAAGA